UAGACAAAGAGAAUGCAAACAGCUCGGCUGGCGCUACGAACGAAUGAAUAAUACAUUCUUGUAUUCACUCAUUCUAUUUUUUUAUCACAGUUUUUCAAAUGGUUUCGAGAGCGUCUGAGAACGAGACGUGUGUCGCGGUUUUUCGUUUCGUGACUACUGUGCGUUCGCAGUUCAUAUAACCAACUGAUAAAAGAUUAAUAGCGUUUCGUUUGUUUGAUUCACCAAUAGUGUUUUAUAAAUUCUAAAUUGGAAUUGAAAAGAGUAAAAGAUCAGUGAAUGAGACAAUAAACGUACGGUUAUGUUGUGUUUUCGUUUGGUAUCGAUGCAAGAUUAUUUUAUGUCUGAAGAGGCAUUUUAACAGCUGUUCGAGCAUAGUAUGCUUCAUAUUUUGCCCGCUGCAGCCAAGUUCCUCGACGGAUAUGGAGCAGCAGUGGACUACGAAGCCGACCAUUUGAUCUAGCGUCCGAAUGCGGGAGGCUGCGUCACAGAUGUUGUUAUGACGAAAACUCUCGUCCACAAAACGAAACACAAACAAGCGAAACUAUAGCUAGCCGUACACCGAUAUUGGAGUCAUUAAUAUUGCAAGCCAGUAUCGAAGCGAUAGAACGAUAAGGUGUUGUUAACGAAAAAAAAUUUCGUUACGUCUAUUGAUAAAGUUGAUAAAAACGUGUUGUGUUGUAAAUUUUCAACGUCACGUCAUACCGUGAAACAGCGCCGUUGAGAGACGACGUGUUCGCGCGUCUGUGUGUCCAGUUAUAUGUGUAACGUGAUCAAGAUUUUGCGUGUGUGUGCGUGUUUUGUGCUUUUUAAAUCUUCGAAUAUCGAAUGUGCUUUUAAAAUGCGCGUUGAGUAUCUGUGGUCUGGCUUGGCGGCGAUGGGAUGGCUGGUCAGCAUGGUAGGCUGUCAUACGCCCGGCAGUGAGCUGGAGUCAGUGAGGUACGGACCGACGGACGAGCGCUUCGGCAGUGAUACGUAUACCGUCGCCAGUAUCAAUAUCACGUAUCGGGAUGAACACGGGGAGCUGUAUACUGAGACGUCUGAGUCCGGCAAGUACGGCGAGGGUUUCAUCGGCUCGUCCCGCGGUGUGGCCGUGCACGUGCGAGCCAAGGGUGCAGAUGGCGCGCGCGACCACACUGGGUGCACGUGGCCGUUGCUGUCGGCCGCUGCACCCAGUGAGCCGUUGCCGAGAGAACCCUGGAUCGCGGUCAUUCGUCGGGGCAGCUGCAACUUUGAGAUUAAGGUUCAGAAUGCUUGGCGGGCGAACGCCUCGGCGGUGCUCAUCUACAACGAUCGGGACACAACGGUGCUGGAGAAGAUGAAACUGACCAUUGACAACGGACGCAACAUAAGCGCGGUGUUCACGUACAAGUGGAAGGGCGAGGAGAUCACGCGGCUGGUGGGCAACGGCACGCGCGUCAUGAUCGGCAUCAUCAAGGGGCGCACCUACACGCACAUCAACAGCAACAUCAACAAGACUUCGGUGCUGUUCGUGUCGAUAUCGUUUAUAGUGCUGAUGGUGAUAUCGCUGGCGUGGCUGGUGUUCUACUACAUACAGCGGUUCAGAUACAUCCACGCUAAGGACCGGCUCUCGAAACGAUUAUGCUGUGCUGCAAAGAAGGCUCUGUCUAAAAUACCCGUGAAGAAUUUGAAAUCUGAUGACAGGGAAGUACAAGGCGACGGCGAAUGUUGCGCGAUCUGCAUCGAGCCAUACAAGGUGUCCGAGACUCUGCGCUCGCUUCCUUGUCGCCACGACUUCCACAAGAACUGCAUCGACCCCUGGUUGUUGGAGCACAGGACAUGCCCCAUGUGCAAGAUGGACAUCCUCAAGUAUUAUGGCUUUGUGUUCACGGGCAGUCAGGAGAGCAUCCUACAGCUAGAGGUGGAGGAGGCGCGCACGUCGCUCAGCCCGGCCCGGAACAGACACCCACUCACGCUGUUAACCAGCGACAACUCGUACGAGGAGGCGGGCAGCGAGCGCAGCAGUCGCGCGGCGUCGCCCGACCACCUCGUGCCCGCGCGCACCGACCCGCCACCCGACAGAUCAUGCGGCGCGUCACCGACACAUAGCACCCACAGCACUCACAGCACCCACAGCCAGAGGGCCGAGUGCUCCCGGGAGGACGCCGCCUCCGUGGCCUCCCACGACUGAGCCCCCCGCCGCCCCUCACAGCGCGACCCCGCGCCCAUGUGCAGUGUAUCCCCGAAGUGAUGUGUUCAUUAACGAAAAUCACCACGAAAAUACUCACAGAAAAAAAUACAAAAAAAAGACUUUUCAGUCGGUUAUGUUUUAUGUGCUAAAGGAUUUUCAAUGGCGACAAAAUUAAGUAAAACUUUUAGUUAACCCGCCAACCCGCUUUGAAGAAACGUGGUGGUAAGCUUGAUAUCUUCUCUCCUGUUAGGAGAAAGGCCCUUUAGUGGGUCAUUGUAUACGUUUCUAUCAUAUGUUGACGCGAUAUAACAAAAUAAUCGCUUUUGACGCUCGCUAGCGCAGCGUUAGCAAAACUCAUGAACUUAAUUCGUAAAUAAUUUACGCCAUUGUAGAUGUUGUUAAAUUGACGGAACUUAAAAUAGUUGACAACAUUGACAAAAUAUUUAAUUAAUGUCAACUACAUUGACAAACAUUUUACGGUUGUCAACUAUAUUGACAAAACGUUUUACAGUUGUCAACUACAUUGACAAAACAUUUAAUAGCUGUUAACUACAUUGACAAAACAUUUCAUAACUGUUAAAUAUAUUGACAAAACAUUUAAUAACUGUCAACUACAUUGACAAAACAUUUUACAGUUGUCAACUACAUUGACAAAACAUUUAAUAGCUGUCAACUACAUUUACAAAACAUUUAAUAACUGUCAACUACAUUGACAAAACAUUUAAUAGCUGUCAACUACAUUGACAAAACAUUUAAUAGCUGUCAACUACAUUGACAAAACAUUUAAUAACCGUCAACUAGAUUGACAAAACAUUUAAUACCUGUCAACUAUAUUUACAAAACAUUUAAUAGCUGUCAACUAUAUAGACAAAACAUUUAAUAGCUGUCAACUACAUUGACAAAACAUUUAAUAGCUGUCAACUACAUUGACAAAACAUUUAAUAGCUGUCAACAAUGAAAUGAUGUGUAUAUUUAAGAAUAAAAAUGUUUGUCCAUUGAAAAAAUCCUUAGUACAUAGAAUAUAAGUAUAUCCAGUGAUAUGUGUAGUGAAACAGUGGAUGACAAGUGAUAUUUUUUUAUUAAUGAAAAACUAUUUAGUUACUGAGUACGUAGUGUAGGUAGGCAAAACCGCGGCUCCGCCUAGUCAACGACGGUUUGCGUUCGCGAAAUAAUGGACGCAUGUUAUGAUGAUAAAUUAAAUCGCUUGCAGUGGAAAAGUGACCUAACAUAAUACUUUAUGUACUUUUAGAACUUAAGUCUUGUUAACUCCGCGCAACAAAACAAGUCCCAUAGACGCGGCGCUAAUGUCUUAAAUGGCGCUUAUUGUCAUUUAGUAAUGUCUUAUUGUUAUUUGUGUAAGGCACUGUCAAUUUUAGUUCAGGUUUUAGCCGGUACUUCUUUCGCGGCACGGAGUCUACCUUUACUUUUGCGCGUACAAUAGCUCAUUUUACAGCAAUUUCAAAAAAGGAGAUUUCUUAAUUCGAUAACAUAUAUUUUUAAAACUGAAACCGCUCCUACCAUAGUAAAUUUUGGUAGGCAGGUACAGAACGUAUUUUUUAAAAUAUUUUCUACAGUAUAUGAAUUCGAUUCCCCGGUCGCUAGAACCUUAGCUUAGUGCCUUUUGCUAGAGAUUCUUGAUUUGACCUCUAAUGGUAUUUUCGAAGGGUUGCCGUGAAGGUUAUGAGUAUAUAUCUGUAGAUUGUCGAGGCUCGACGUGUAAUCGAACGAACGUGAUAACUAGGGACUAUUACACCCAAUUUCCGUAAGCUAUGAAUAGGUGUGCGUAGCAUGCAAAAGCGCCUUUAGCAAUUUCUAAAAGUGCUGAUAGACUCGAGUAUUCACCGUUUUUAUAUUUGUCGAACUAAACAACGAGACGAGCCGAGCAGAGCCAAAUAUUGCUACGAACGAACAUCCUGAGAAUUUAAGUGAUCGCUCGAUUCGAUCAAGGAAAUCUGCUUGCUAAAAUGCGCGCUAGAACGCUCGCUCGUUAUCGUAUUUUUUCUGUGAUGUAACAUUCACAUGAAUACUCAUUACAAGUGAAUGCUCAAGUCUAUCAGCAGGCAAUCAUGCAAUCUAAAAGGCAGCAAUCUCUAAAGCCUAGUUCGGACUACUAGGCCGUACAGACUACCUUAGUAUUUUAGUCGCAUAAGAACAAUUUUUGAAUUUACCGCCCAAAAAUCGUUCGUACUCGACUAAAAUACUAAGGUAGUCUGUACGGCCUCUAAUUGAGUAUUUACUCUAUAUAUAGUUCUCGCCAAAUAAUUGUCUUUUGAACUUUUGUCUUUUACGAAAGUUUGUGUUGCAACUUCAGAGAUGAAUAUUUGUUUGGCGCAAAACAUACAUUAUUUUAUGUGGCAACUCUUAUUCACUGUGUUUGUGUAGUCUAUGGAUUGACAGACCAUGGCGUUACCCUGAAAAUGAAAUCAUGUUAAUUCAUAGGCAGAGUGUGAAUUUAUGAAGAUGCCACAUAAAAAUAAUUAUGAUAUAAAUACAGGACAUAGUUCUGUAUAAAAAAUAUUUUAAACACCAAAGUUAAGGUCACAUUUUAAAUCUCUGUAAUGUUAGAUUAAAUAAGAUGUCAUAUAAUUCUGUAAAUAUACAUGUAUUGUUGGGUUACUUUUGCACUGUUUGCUUUAAAAAACAGACAAGGUACGAAGAAAAAUGUAUAAUAUGUAAAAUUAUAAUGGAAUCUAAUUUGACGCCUCUGGAUCACAAUACGGAUCAUUAACUUACUUUAUUUUUAAAAGGAAUUUUCAACAAUAUUCUGAGUGACUUCCUAGGUAUCAAGAUUUUUUUUUAAACUUUACUAACUUAUUAAAGUCGUUAAUUUAUCAAAAAAAAAUUUACUUAAUUAUGGCAUUAUUUGCAAAUAAAACCAUAAUUAAUAAAAUUAAACAGAAUUUCUUAAAUACCACAGUAAAUAUCACCUGACUUUUGUAAUUCUUUUUUUCGCUGUCUAAUUCUAAAAGUUACUUAAUUUUUGAUGCAGUUUUAGUACACAGCAGUAUAAAUACCGUGUAUCUUAUGUAAAAUGUUUAAAUUUAUUGCUGUCUUUCUUUUAUGGUUUAAGUAAAAGAAAAAGUGACGGCAAUUGAUUUAAAUUCUGUCCAAAAAUUGUAAAUUGUUAUAGAAGAGACUAAAAUGAUCCUUAAAAUAUGAAGACAGAUAUUUUAACGCAGUGUGUUUAUAUUCUUCACUAAGCACGCUAUCGUGAAUAUAAAAUAAAGCAAUUAAAUAUUUAUUCUAUUAAAAUCAAAUGUACAGCUCAUUACGAUACAGUAAAUCGAGUUCAUUAUUUUGCUGAAUAAAUAUUUUUCGAAUUUUAGAAGGAUCGUUGGUAAAUAAAAUAUAACAAAAAAUACUGAUUUCUCUAGAGCUUAAUAUGCUAUUUUAUUCCCGCUUUGGUACGCUACAAUGACUAACUUUUUGGGUAAUAGAAGUAAAAAAUUAUAUACAACAAAAUUGAAUUUUGAAAAUCACAGUAGCAACAUUUUUACUUAACAUAACAUACUGAAGCGUCAAAUUAGAUUCCUAUUGUUAAAGUAACUGCGCUCAAAUGACAUCAAAAGUUUAUUAAUUUAAGUACUCUUUUGGGCGCAGCUACCAACAAAAUGCCAUUAUGAAAACAAUCGAGCCCUCGAAAAUGUUGUACUUAAAAUUCGUUUGGAUGAUCUCAUAAAAUAAUAAUCCAUUAUUUUCAUUAAAAUUUCAUUUUUGGAUGUUUGGUACAUUGGUUGUGGUGGCCCUUUAUGAAAUAAUUAUAUUUGUGUUAAUAUCGUCCGUCCAUCAUUAUUAAUAGUCGGACUGAACGGUGACCGUUAAAACUAUUAAAUCUCCAUUCAUCUUUUUAGGAAAUACACUUCAAUAUUUGGAUGAACUGUUUUGGUUAAACUUUGAGAUACUGGUGUUAGCUUGAAAAGGAAUUGGAAUGGUAAAACACUCAUUUUCGUAUUUCGUAUUUCAUAUCUGCAUAAAAACAAUUAAGGUUUUUACCUGUUUUUUUAUAUUUUUUUAAUCGAUAUCUGACGUAACAAUCUAUGGUUUAUGUAAAACCCCGAGAUAAAACAUUAUUCUGCAAAAUAAAACUUAAAAUAUCUGUCAUAUUUUAAGAUUUCAAAACACCGCCAUUUUAGCGCGCUAUGUGAACGUAGGCUAUUUCGUCACAAAUAUCAAAAGACACCUUUCUAUUGGUUUCCUGAACAUGGAAAAUAACGUCACUUCGAUUGGACCAAUAUCAAACGUUUCACUAUUAUUGAAUUUCCCGUACAAUUUUAAUAAUUGAAAUAAACUGAGAAAAUAAAAAAAAUAAUUCAAAGAAUUUCUGGCUUUAUUUCGAAUCACAUGCAUAUUCCAAGUGCGAUACGCCGUUUCUUACUUGUCUAUGUUCUUCUAUAUUUCAAUUCUAUUUACUGUUUUAAUGGUCACCGUACACAUGUUAGAAUAUUAAGUCUUUAACCCCUCAAAAAAAAAAAUGUUUGUGCUAUAAUUUUGAGAACAUACACCAACAAUUUUCCUUUAAGAAUAACUUUGUCAUUGUAAUAGAGAUAGUUUUCCCGUUUUUGUUUACUUGUAGAUCAAAUGCUAAGAUUUUUUUUUGUUUAUAAAAUAACUGUGUUACUUAACUACAAAUAUAUUGCUUUUAAAAAAACAAAAGCAAAUUUUGUUAAUUUAAGUUUCAAAAAUAAUUUUUCUUUGCCUUACUAAUGUGUUAUUUUUUAAAUUGGGGUUAAUAUGCAUCGUCACAAUUAUACAUAUUGUAGUUUUGCGUUGCUGGGGCUCGCAUAUCCACAACCGUCUGUGGCUAGCAACAUAGCGGGUGUUUUGUUUAUUUGGGACAUAAUGUAGACCAUAGACUUCUAAAAUACGUAGACGGUAUCUCGCUGUCAAACAAAUGAAGAACCUAAAGUAUCUUGUUAAUCAUAUAUCAAUUUAAUUCACGAUGAAACACAACUAAAACUCACGUUUGUAUAACUAUGACUAAGGGCCUCUUAUGGGUUUGAAACUAGUCGGGCAUACUCCAACGUUGUGAGUCACGUGAGUUUUAGCCGUGUUUCAUAUUAAAUUAACUGAAGAACCAUAAUGGCGCUGAGUAUCUGUGUGUAUGAAGUAUUGCCAGAUAUAGAAAAUUAUUGGCGGUCUGUCUUCAUAUGUGCAUCUGUGUGCGUAUCGGCGUGUAUGUAUACGAACUGAAAUCGUUGGGGUGCGUCAGUAUUAGUUCAGGAGACGGUAUCUGGGAUUUUUAUUACAUCUAUGAUGUAUUUCUACAAGACAAAUUAAGGAAAAAAUUGAUAAUCUCUUUUUUAAAUCGCUAAAUAAGACUUUCUAUUUAGUCGAAUGUUCCUCCUCCUUUUUAGAAGUCGGUUAAAAAAUCUUUUCUCACUCGACAAUUAAUUUCAAUAAAAGCAGUAAAUCUAUAAUAUAACUGUUGAACCUUGAGAUAUUAUCCUUUGUAUAAUAUUGAGAAUUUAUAUUCACAAGAAAAGUCCUUUUGAUUUCAUAUCAUUUGAUUAUGGUUCUGUCGGUGUUUCUUAACCUCAAAUUUCCCUUUUCAAGACAAAAAAGCAAUUUAUUAGCUUUUCAGACUUUUUUAACUUAUACAUUCUAUCCCAAAUAAAUGAACACCCUGAGAAGUUAAGUUAAAUUUUUUUCGUGGCUCUUAAAUAUGGUAGUUAAUAAAAUCUAGUCUGAGUUUAACUAUGAAUUAUAUCGCUUUUUGGAACCUAUGUACCUAAAUGUGCCUAGUUUUUUUGGUUCUAUUAUACUUUAAAUACCAAAGUGUUAAUUAUAAAUCUUUACUGAAAAGGUUUGCGGAUGACUGUAUAAAAGUAAAAUAAAUAAGUAUAAGCUAAGUUGAAGAUUUUUUGACAGGCAUUUAUAAUUAAACUUGACAGAUGCAUUGCGUAGAUCUAAAUCUUUGCUAUUGGUUAAACUUAGUAAUUUUAGCCACAGGCAAGAGGGUAGAUAUAAAAUGUGAAAAUAUCAUUUUCUAUACGAUUAUUGCAUCAAAAGUUUCAUAAUACAAUGCCUUAAACUUGAUUUAAGUAACUCUGGAAUAAAUUUUCCAUUUUGAAAUGUGCCAACAUAUAAAUGACCAAGAAAUCUGGAAAGAUUUCCUAUGUAGUCUAACGGUUUUUCAUAAACAGAUGUAGAAACUGUUGGGAACGAAAAUUUGUACAGUGUACGAAUAUGCAUUCUAUUCUCGACCAAUCACAACACUUGCUUAUGCCGCCUUCUGAUUGGUCGGAUGGAUGUAUGACGUCAUAGUUGUCAUACUUUGUUCCUCCAUCGCAAGCCUUUUCAGCACCGAUUAAUUAAAAAAAAAGCGAUGUCAUUUCUAACAUUAUUUUUAAGUUUUGUUUCUUUAAGUGAGCAUUUAAGUUAUUAAUUACGGAUAAUACAUAAGGUACUUAUUGUUAAUAAUAAUAAUGAAAAAAAAAAUAGGAAUCCAUUGGAUUUCUUAAUGUUAACAAGGAGACUGGUAUGUACUUUAUAUAUGCAACAGCAAAUAUCAUGUAAAAAUAUAUUUACAUUCCCUUCAUAAGAGUUCUAAGAUGUACUCCCGAGUGUGUACAAAAUGUAUUGUGUUGAAAAUAAAAAAAACACCUAUACAGUAUUGAAA
Bicyclus anynana (squinting bush brown) is the source of this 8768-nucleotide messenger RNA. It is a transcript of the gene gol, whose product is annotated as E3 ubiquitin-protein ligase goliath. The coding region runs from base 758 to 2149 and encodes 463 amino acids. The transcript is spliced from 12 exons. The record is from RefSeq and is a predicted model, not a curated record. Lineage: Eukaryota; Metazoa; Arthropoda; Insecta; Lepidoptera; Nymphalidae.